Columba livia (rock pigeon) is the source of this 3844-nucleotide messenger RNA. RefSeq names its product E3 ubiquitin-protein ligase RNF113A. The coding region runs from base 86 to 1072 and encodes 328 amino acids. Gene Ontology annotation, biological process: snoRNA splicing. The transcript has 10 exons. Gene Ontology annotation, cellular component: U2-type spliceosomal complex. The record is from RefSeq and is a predicted model, not a curated record. NCBI's taxonomy places the organism in Eukaryota, Metazoa, Chordata, Aves, Columbiformes, Columbidae. Gene Ontology annotation, molecular function: metal ion binding.
UCCUCUCCCGCAGGGGGCGCUGCGCAGCGCGGGAGCCGGCUCCGGUGCCGCUCUAGCCGCUGACAACACCGGCGGGCGGCGCAAGAUGGCGGAGGAGGCGUCUGUGUGCAGCUUCGUGUUCAAGAAGCGGGGCCUGGCGGCGGGCAGGGGCCGGAGGAAGCGGCCCAGCAGCGACCAGGAGCAGGAGAGCAGCGGCGAGGAGGGCAGCACGGUGGUGCGGAAGGAGCGGCGGCGGGACACCCCCAACCCCAUGAUCCAGAAGACCAGGGGAUGCAUGAAGGAGAGGUCUGCGUACGCCGUGAGCAGCAGUGACGAUGAGGAGCCGUCAAAGGAGAUCGGAGUCACUUACAAAUCGACAAGGUCGGCGAAACCUGUUGGCCCAGAAGACAUGGGAGCCACAGCAGUGUAUGAGCUGGACACGGAGAAGGAGAAGGAUGCCCAGGCCAUCUUUGAGCGCAGCCAGAAAAUCCAGGAGGAGCUGAGAGGAAAGGAAGAUGACAAAAUUUACCGUGGUAUUAACAACUACCAGAAGUAUGUGAAGCCUAAGGACACAUCAAUGGGAAACGCCUCCUCGGGAAUGGUCAGAAAAGGACCCAUCCGCGCUCCGGAGCACUUGCGGGCCACGGUGCGGUGGGACUACCAGCCUGACAUCUGCAAGGACUACAAAGAAACUGGCUUCUGUGGCUUCGGAGACAGCUGCAAAUUCCUCCACGACCGUUCGGACUACAAACACGGCUGGCAGAUCGAACGGGAGCUGGAUGAAGGCCGGUACGGAGUCAACGAUGAUGAGAACUAUGAGGUGAGCAGCGAUGAGGAGGAUAUGCCUUUCAAAUGCUUCAUCUGCAGAAGUUCCUUCAAGAACCCCGUGGUCACCAAGUGUAGGCACUACUUCUGCGAGAGCUGUGCCCUCCAACACUAUCGCAAAUCCCAGCGCUGCUACGUCUGCGACAAGCAAACCAACGGCGUCUUCAACCCGGCAAAAGAGCUCAUGGCAAAAUUGGAAAAACAUAAAGCAGAGGAAGAGGAGGAAGAAGAGCAGCAGCACUCAGAGCACGGAGAGGAUCCGCAGUAGCAGAGCACUGUUUUGUAUGUAGCUGAAUAAAGCUUUUUUGGGAGUAAAGAAAACAAACCUCACAGCAGUUGCCUUGGGGCCAGCAGCUACUAAAGGUGUCCUGCCUGUGCCAGACCCCUUGGUUGCUGCUUUGUGAAGGUAAGGUCAGACUCGAGGGUCGUGGCUGAGCCGGGCUCUGCUGCCACCAGGCCAGCAGCCCUGGGGAAGGAGCUGUUGGAGCUCUGCACGCUCUGUUACUUCGUCGUUUCUUUUUUUGACCGAGGUGCUGCUGUUUCACUCCUCACUUCGUACUGUCCUGCAAGUCCAUAAUCUUUGUGCAUGGAAAGGGAUGAGAAAUCCUAGCUUGUCUGAAGUUCAUCCUUCACCCUAAAAAUGCUAACUUGGGGAAAGCAGGCCAGAGGGCUGCAGUUAUUUGUGAUUUAUUAUCACUCAGUGUCUUCCUUUCUGCCUGCUCUUAGUUCCUAGAAUUCGACAGGCUUAGAACUUCAGUGGCAACACUUGUAUCACCCCUGUUUGGUGGGGAAACCCAGCUCCAAACCCAACAGCUGCUCUGUGUCACUAACUCUCUACCAGCUUUCAGUUUCUACCGAGACUUUCAGAAAAGAGCAAGAGCAGUUGGUUGGAGCUUCUUGCUUGAGUUGAAGGAAAUAUGUUUUUGAAAAAAUGAAGGCAGUUACAACUAAUAGUGCUGCGAGCAACAGCUUUUUAAGUAAGGAAAUGAGAGGAAACAGCAGACUUAACAAACUUCAGAAAUAUUUUAUUUGUUUUGGCAAAAAACUAGAGUAACAAACUUUAUCUGGGUUCAAGUACAGUUUAUAAACACAAGAGGGACCUGUUGCCAGCACUGCUACUCCCAUCAGCCACCUCCGGGGCACUGAGAACGGGAAGUCCUCCAGCACCCACGGUCCUUGGAAGGGACAAACUAAAAGCCUUAAAUACCGUGGAACGGGGGAGAGUCACACAGCCAGGAGUCGAGGGGAGCCACGUGAGAAAAGCUUUUACCUGUCGUUCAGUCAGGAAAGGCAGAACAGCAAUAGUAACAGAAGGCUCAACAUCAAUUCUAUACAUGAUGUUCAAAAAGGAGUCGUGAGCAAGAGGAUUUAGCAUCAAAGUCAAGUUACUUUUCCUCUGUGCCAGGGUAACUGGAGAAAGGCAGUGCUGCAGAGGAAUGCCCGAUGCGAGUGUGCCGGGAAUAAAAGCAGGUUGUCUUCGAUCUCCCCUUGUCCAUCACAAAGCAGUGACUGAGUUUCAGAACAUAAUCCCUAUUUACCCCACCCUCAAAACAUCCCCUGUGCCAGCAAUGUGACGAGCUCUGAGAAAAUGCCCAAAAGCUAAGAGUUGCCUGCCUCCCCUAAGGCACCCUGGAAAGAGAAAGAACCAAAGAGGGGAGGGACACGCAGCCUUCAGCUGUGAUAUGAGGAAGCCAGUGAUUCUUAAAAAAAACAUAAAUAGAGACUAAACAGACUUGCUCAACCCGUUCAAGUGAUCUACCAGCGCUCAGCUGCAAGAACUGGGGCUCUGGAAUACUCCACAGUCCCCAGGGUCGAGCCUUUCCCAGCUCAGCUCUGUCCAUUUGUUUCCAGGCUACUUCUUGAGUAAACAGACAGUUGAAGUUCCUUCCCAAGGACCUGUAAACUCUUCUAUGUGUAAUUCAUCACCUUUUAUGAACAGGACCGAUAAAUUAAAAUGUCCAGAAAGCUCCUCCAGAACCAGGUAUAGUCCCAGUUUUUUCUAGAAUUCCCAGUCAUCCACAUCCAACUGCUCCAGGUUUGACACCAGCCCAAAAAUCCCACUGGGAUCCUGGGGCCGCGUUCCUUCAAAGCUGGUGAUGGGGGUGACGGGGCGCAGGAGUUCAGGGAGCGCUUCGGACGCACGGCGCUUGAUCUGCACAGAAAGGAGAGAACUCGGCUGCUGAAACGCUUCCCCGCAGCUGCCAGUCACAGAUGUGCAGAACAACGUGUGGUUAUAGGCAGAAAUCAAGAACACAGGAUUAUCUGGGGAUGUGCAGGGCUUUUGUGCAGCAUCUUGUAACAACAAAGCGCUUUGGUGCCACAAAGCACCACCCGAAGCCUCAAAUCAAGCCAGACAAAUGGUUUCAGGGGCAGUAGAGCCUCUGUCUUGUACCAUGCCAGGGCUGGAGCUGCCACGCAGCUAUAAGCGACACACAGGUCACUAAGGACCAGUACUCAGCAGCAGAUUUACCAAGCUGAACUAAAAUUAGUGGCCAAACUAACUCAAUCCUUUCAGAUCACAGAAAAUUCAGCAAGUCAACAUUUCCACCCUCUGAUUCAGUGACACAGCAAGACAGCAAAACUACAGAAAAGCCCCUGUUCUUUAUCUGCAGAUUAAAUGAGUUCCUUACCUGCUUGAAGAAGGGAUGAUUAAGCAGAGUGCCUGCACUUGGCCUGUAGAAGGGAGUUAGAACAAAGUAAGCACGCAAGAAAAUGCAUCCGUGUUUAAAGUCAGUGCUAGUGGAAGUUCAACCUUAUUCUGUGCAAGUUACCUACUUACACAGCCCAGCAUUCGGUCAAGAGUUUCAGAACAGUGGGGUGUGCUAGAGAGGUCUGUCGUGGCUACAGACGACCUUACACUCGCUACAGAGCAGCUUGUGAUCGCGUCCUAUCGUUACUCUCUGCUGACACUCACUGCGACGGGAACCGGGUGAACGGUCUCACAGGGACCAAAAAGUCAAGUUGGUAAGUUUAUUUUCCCAACACGUAGCAACUCUGCCCCACUUGCAAAGUAAUUAUUAAAGUGCUCUUAUGGAAAGUG